This is a messenger RNA of Seminavis robusta, 871 nucleotides long. The record is from the annotation of a GenBank genome assembly. NCBI's taxonomy places the organism in Eukaryota, Bacillariophyta, Bacillariophyceae, Naviculales, Naviculaceae.
CACUGGCAAGGGCUCACAAAUUCCAGUUCUCGCAAAGUGAAAGCUAAGUUAUCACAAAUCUCUACAAUCGCAAAGACAAAGAAGUAGCUACGAGAAGCAACGAUGCAAAUCUUCCUUGAUCUCAACAAUGGCGGUAUUGCUUUCUUGCAGACAGGCCAGGCCGAAAAGGCGCUUGAAUGCUUCCACAGGGCCUUCGUAAGUUUGAGGAACGAGACCUCGAAGAACCAAUCCACAGGAUUGCGGGCCGUCCAAGCAAACGAUCUUGCAGCAGGAGCUGUCCCGGUGCCAGUGUCCGAUCCCUCUGCUGGUGCACACCUCUAUUGCAGCAGAGCUUUUGGGCUUGUGAUCCCUCCCAGCAGGCAACGCCUAACUGAAGUUGACACCGAGUUUUGUGGAUCCGUGAUCAACUACAAUAUCGCCAUCACUCUUCAAUUGUAUUCGGUGCAUCACGGAAGCAGCCAAGUGUUUUCGUUGUACAAGAAAUGCCUCAAGGCACUCGAGUCGUUGUCCUACAAGAACGAUGGCUUUGUGGAUGUUUCCCGCAUGACCGUAGCGUGCCUAUUCAAUAUGUCCAACCUUCUGUUGGAUCAGGACGAACUGGGCACAGCAGCAAGCUUUGUGAGCCUUGCGCAACAGCUUCUGCUGACGAACGAAGAUCAACCCUGUCUCUUCGACGACGAAACCAUGCAGGCUUUCUCUUGGGCUGCAUACUUCGUUCCCUAUUGUGCUAGCCUUGGCCGUUCCGCACCUGCUGCGUAAAACGUAACGUGACGUACCGGACACAGCAUUGAACAGACACAAAACUUUCAUUGAUCUACAUGUUACCAUACACACAUAGAUAAACAAUACAUGCUAAAAGCAAAGCAAACCU